AAUGUCAAAGGAAUCCGUGUCAAAUUUAAAUACGUUGAUAGACACUGCUCAAAAACACAUUCAAUCAUUAACCGCGUUAGGACAACCAACAGAUCAAUGGGAUGCAUUACUUCUACAAUUAAUUACAUCUAAGCUUGAUAAGGUUACAUUACGUGAUUGGGAGGAAUCGGUGGAUGGGACUGAGUUGCCGAACAUUGAUAGUUUAUGGAAAUUCUUGCGUAACAAAUGCCAUGUCUUGCAGGCAGUGGCAGCUGAAACAUCUGAUACUAACAAGGGACCAAGUAAGACACGCCAAGUUUUAUUUGAAGCUCAGUCAAAAACAAAUUGUCAUGUUUGUAGUAAAAAUCACAGCAUCAUAAAUUGCGAAGAGUUCAAACAACUAGAACACAGUAAGAAAGUUGAAGCAAUUAAGAAAGCGGGCCUUUGCUUUAAUUGUCUUAGGUCCAAUCAUCAAGUCAGUGCCUGCAGGGCUGGCAAUUGUAAGAAAUGUAACAAAAAACACAACACUUUGCUGCAUAUUUCAAAACCACAGGCUACUGAUACAAGUACACAAGGGAACGCAAGUUCUGAGUCACAGGGUCAAACAACACAGCAAUCUAAUUCAGCAACUGUUAAACAAGUUUUAAGUUCUAGACUUAACAAUUUUUCUCAGGUAAUCUUAUCGACGGCAGUAGUUGACAUAGUUGAUUCAGCAGGGCAGCUUCACACUUGCAGAGUAGUAUUGGAUGCGGGAUCGCAAUCGAAUUUUAUAUCAGAGCAACUUUGUAACAAAUUGGAGUUAUCAAAGCGAGCAAUUAAUGUCCCCAUUCAAGGCAUAGGAAAUUCACUUUCUCACAUUAAAUAGAUAACUAGUACAAUCAUUAAAGCAAGGAACAAUGCAUUCUCUCUUGAUCUGCAGCUAUUA
Wasmannia auropunctata (little fire ant) is the source of this 904-nucleotide messenger RNA. RefSeq lists its product as uncharacterized. The record is from RefSeq and is a predicted model, not a curated record. The transcript has a single exon. Lineage: Eukaryota; Metazoa; Arthropoda; Insecta; Hymenoptera; Formicidae. The coding region runs from base 2 to 844 and encodes 280 amino acids.